Molecule: messenger RNA, 996 nt
Organism: Danaus chrysippus (African queen)
Lineage: Eukaryota; Metazoa; Arthropoda; Insecta; Lepidoptera; Nymphalidae
Source: the annotation of a GenBank genome assembly
AUGCUGUCUCGAAUGUGCGUAGCUCGGUCUGCUCUAAACAUCACGCAGACCCUCAAAACUCCCGUACCCCAAAGAUUUGUUCCCAAAAAUUACGUAAUAAGGAAUUAUGCUCGGGAACCGCGUUCUCGUAUGGCAACAAGAUCCCAGCCAACAGUAUGGGAGAAAUUAAUGGCCCCAGCAGGACCAAAUGCUUUCAGUUUGGGAAAAGGUGCAUUAGCUGGGGCAUCAGCUGUGGGCAUGAUAGCAUUAUGCUACUAUGGUUCCGGCGUUAAACCUGGCACGCUACAAGAGGCACACCUUUGGCCUCAGUAUGUCAAGGACCGCAUCAAGGCCACAUAUGGAUACAUUGCGGGAUCAUUGCUUCUUACAGCCGGCAGCGCUAUCACUGUAUUUAGAACGCCAGCCCUGCUUAAUAUGGUAGCGAGAAGUGGAUGGGUUUCUAUCAUCAUGACAAUGGGUUUGAUGAUUGGUUCUGGGAUGGUUGUACGAGGAAUGGAAUAUAAACCAGGUUUCGGAGCUAAGCAAAUAGCGUGGAUGGUACACACUGGCAUUAUGGGAGCUUGCAUCGCACCUAUAUGUUUCCUCGGCGGCCCUAUUUUAAUGCGCGCUGCUUGGUACACAGCUGGUGUUGUCGGUGGUUUGAGUACUUUGGCAGUAUGUGCACCGUCGGGGGAGUUUCUUAACAUGAGAGCCCCACUGGCCAUGGGUCUGGGAGCAGUGUUUGCUGCUUCAGUCGCUGGGAUGUUCCUACCACCAACAUCUGCAUUGGGAGCUGGCUUAUACUCUUUGAGUUUGUAUGGUGGUCUUAUAGUCUUUGGUGGAUUCUUGCUGUAUGACACCCAGGCUAUAAUCAAGCGAGCUGAAAUGCAUCCAAUGUAUGGAUUCCAACCCUAUGAUCCAAUCAACUCUGCUAUCUCAGUGUAUUUGGAUGUAUUGAAUAUUUUCAUGCGUAUUGCAAUGAUCCUGGCCGGUCAAGGAGGAAACAAGAGAAAGUAG